GAUGGCAGCAGAAGAAAAGUGACGUCAAAAAUAGCAAAAAAAAAAAGAAAAAAAAAAUCGGUGUAAACUCGGAAAAUGUCGCCUGUGGCUGAAAAUUUACAAAAAUAAAUUCAAUAAAAUUAAACCCAAUUCGCAUUAUUAUUUCCACACAAAACAAAAGUAUUAGAAUAAUAAAAAGCGUGUAAUAAAUGUCUGUAUUAUGAAUAGGUAUUCAUACAACACAGAUUCUUCCUACCAGGAUCACCAUAGUGUCAUGGACAGUGAAAAUCUAAUGGACGAAUUAGCAUCAUUGACUCGUACCGAAAUACCCGAUGGCCGUCAAAGCCUGAGGGAUAGUUUCACAAAUUUAGAAAGAGUCGCUGACUAUUGUGAGGAUACUUAUUAUAGAGCUGACAAUAAAAAAGCAGCAUUAGAAGCAACUAAAAACUAUACAACACAAUCAUUAGCAAGUGUUGCUUAUCAAAUCAAUACGCUGGCGUAUAGUUAUAUGCAAUUGCUGGAGCUGCAGGCGACACAGCUCAAUGAAAUGGAGUCGCAAAUGAAUCAUAUCGCUCAAACUGUUAUGAUUCACAAGGAGAAGGUUGCUAGAAGAGAAAUUGGUGUACUUACUGCUAACAAAGUUAGUUCUCGCCAAUUCAAAAUUGUUGCUCCUAUCAAUCCUGAAAAGCCAAUAAAGUAUGUUCGCAAGCCAAUUGAUUACUCAAUUCUGGAUGAAAUUGGUCAUGGAAUAAAUUCCACACAACAACGGCAAAAGCAUCGUGGAUCGUCUCAUGGUUCGAUUCAAUCAUUGGCUACAACUAAUUCAGUGUCAGUUGGUCCACCGCCGACCACAAAGCCUCCAACUCCACCACAAAUGUCACGUGGUAAUACUGGUACUCUGGGAAAAUCGGUCAGCAAUACUGGAACACUUGGCAAGAGUUCACGUGAAUAUCGAACUCCGCCGGUUGUUAAUCCACCACAAGUCCCAUCGCACUAUGCCCCCAACUAUCCAAUUGGACAUCCCAAGAGAAUCUCCUCCUCUUCGGCUGGCGGUGAUCGUGCUCCGGGUUACAGUUCAUUGCCAAUGCCGCCGAGUCAACAAGUUGCCACGCAUGUUAAUUUGCCAUCAGCUGGUAUGAUGCAGUCGUUGCCACCACCUCCGCCAACGACUUAUGAUGAUCGUAGCAGUAUGCCUCCUCCACCAUCACCGCUGACUGUUUCACAUGAGAUCACCGAGCAAAGUCACGUUGGUAUGCAUACUCUUGGAAGGAAUAUUAAUAGCUUGAACUUUGCUCGUCCAGGCUCGCAGUCACCACCACUGCCACCUCCACCACCACCAGAAGAUGAACAUCAAGACUUUGGUAGACCAAGAACUUCUACUACUCAUGGACAAUUAGCGCCAAUUGUCCCAGAUGAUCAAAAUCUGCCUGGUUGGGUUCCCAAAAACUAUAUUGAAAAAGUUGUGGCUAUUUACGAUUACUAUGCCGACAAAGAUGACGAACUCAGCUUCCAAGAGAGUUCUGUUCUAUAUGUGCUCAAGAAGAAUGACGAUGGCUGGUGGGAAGGCGUCAUGGACGGAGUAACCGGCCUAUUUCCAGGAAAUUAUGUCGAACCUUGUGUUUGAAUGCUUCAUAACUACACAGCGUUAUAUGUUUUCCAGUAUUCCAUAUAAAUUAAAAAAUAGCAUUUAGACAAUAUCAAUUUUAUACCUUUAAAAAAAAAAACAAAA
Molecule: messenger RNA, 1708 nt
Organism: Episyrphus balteatus (marmalade hoverfly)
Lineage: Eukaryota; Metazoa; Arthropoda; Insecta; Diptera; Syrphidae
Gene: Abi
Product: abl interactor 2
Exons: 7
Coding region: 200-1603 (467 amino acids)
Molecular function (GO): SH3 domain binding
Source: RefSeq, a predicted model, not a curated record